AUGGGGCGCCCAACUCGGCAGACGCAGCAGACGCCGCCCGCCAAGGCAAAGGGUGCGCCCACCGACGGCGGCGCCAGCACCAGCUCCGGCGGCGCCCGCGGUGGCCGGAGGGCCAGCGGCGGCGGCGCUGCGGCCGCCGCCGGCCAGCGGCGGACGCGCGCAUCGCAGGGCGGCGACGCAGGGGAGCAGACCGCCGCGCUCGAGGCGACCCCUGCUUUGGAGCGCGACCAAUCUGAGGCGCCGCCCGGCGGGGAGGAGGCCGGGGCUGAUGCUGAUGCUGAGGCGGACGAGGAGGAGGCUGUCAGCAGCGGCGCUGAUGACGAUGAUGAUGAAGCCGAAGACGAGGAGGCAGAGGAGGAGGACGGCGAGGAAGAGGAGGAGGAGGACGAGGAGGAAGCCGAGGAGGAGGGGGAGGGCGGCGGCGACGAGGGCGGCGAGGAGGAGUCGGGCGCAACGCCGUCGGCCCGCCGCACGCGCGGC
Molecule: messenger RNA, 480 nt
Organism: Monoraphidium neglectum
Lineage: Eukaryota; Viridiplantae; Chlorophyta; Chlorophyceae; Sphaeropleales; Selenastraceae
Exons: 1
Source: RefSeq, a predicted model, not a curated record